CCACAGAGAGAAACAAGCGUGUGAGAAGCUGCGCUCGUUUCUCCUUAUCGUGGGCUUUAAGACACGCACUCUAUGUAAGGUGGAAGUAACUUUUAUCCAGCAGUGAAGAGUUACAAAAUCGCUCGGGAUAUAAUUCUGGUCGAAAGAGUCACGGCAGUCGAUAACAAUGUCGGCCUCAGCGGCGAAAGUCAGUAGGAAGGAGAAUUCAAAUCACGACGGAGCGGACGAGACCUCUGAAAAAGAGCAACAGGAAGCCAUUGAACACAUUGACGAAGUACAGAAUGAAAUUGACAGACUGAACGAACAGGCUAGUGAAGAAAUUUUAAAAGUAGAGCAGAAGUACAACAAAUUACGCCAGCCAUUCUUUCAGAAGCGAUCAGAACUCAUAGCCAAAAUCCCGAAUUUCUGGGUCACAACAUUUGUCAACCAUCCACAGGUUUCAGCUCUUCUGGGGGAGGAAGAUGAGGAAGCACUUCAUUACUUGUCGAGGGUGGAGGUCACUGAGUUUGAGGAUAUCAAGUCUGGAUAUAGAAUAGAUUUUUAUUUUGAUGAGAACCCCUACUUUGAGAACAAAGCCCUUUCCAAAGAGUUUAACGUAAAUGAAGGUGGAGACCCUGUGUCCAAAUCCACUGAAAUCAAAUGGAAAGCUGGAAAGGAUUUGACGAAGCGUACAGGCCAGACGCCAAAUAAAUCUGGCAAGAAAAGGCAGCAUGAGGAACCCGAGAGCUUCUUCACCUGGUUCACCGACCAUUCGGAUGCAGGUGCUGAUGAAUUGGGAGAAGUGAUCAAGGAUGACAUCUGGCCCAACCCCCUCCAAUACUACUUGGUCCCUGACAUGGAGGAUGAAGAAGGUGACGGCGAUGACGACGACGACGAAGAGGAGGGCCUGGAAGAUAUCGAUGAGGGGGAGGAGGAAGAGGAAGGUGAAGAUGAAGAUGAGGAUGGGGACGGGGAAGAUGGAGAGGAUGACGGUGAGGAUGAUUAAGCGUUUUCAGCCAACACCAUGAUCCAGUCAUCCUUCCGUGAUCUUCCUAUAACCCACAGGAGCAAACUAUUUUGUUUUUGGGGUGGGGGGGUUUUGUAAAGAGAAAAAAAAAAAAAAAAAACCAACAACUUUUUUUCCUGUGUGUUGUCAGCCUGUCCGUCCUCUUCCUCUGCAGCCGCGGCCUGCCCAUAAUGCCAUGUCUCCAGACCAGUUCAUACACAGCAGGUCUGCACUGGGUGCGGUGGGGGUGGGGUGGGGUUGGGUGGGGGUGUCGGUGGCUCUGUGGAAGUCUCACCUGUCAUUGUUUCUGUACAUCUCCCAAAGACAUGCAAAAGAACUGAAAAAAAAAAUUUGUAGCAUUCUGCACGUCAUCCUACGUAGAUUUAAAAUACGUACAAUAGCAAUUUCUAUGUAAGAUAUGAAAUUACAGUUUCUGUUGAAGUUGUGAGUUCAAUAAAAUAAGCCAUGGUGCAGUGAUAACUUAAUCAUAGCAUCCUUAGCCACUUUUAUAUAUAAAUGUAUAUUAUAAUAUAUCCAGUGGUGGGGGUUACUACUAAGGCUUACUAGAAGUUGCAUUUCCUUUGUGACUUAUUGUACUAAUGGAACUGAUUGAACGCACCAGCUUGUUCCUUUCAGCCGUUGUAAAUGUUUUUGGGAUAUACAUGUAUCUUGGUAAGACAGUUGUUAAUUGUACACACUUUAAUGGGGAGGAGUGGUGGGGACAUCGGGGGUUUGACACCAACUCUGGACUUUCAUUAAUAAAGUUUCAUUUCUUUGUUUUUCAGGCACCCACAACAAAGUUUGAAAUGUACAUUUUUUUAUAAAACAACCUAAAAGUCUAAUUUUGAGCUUGGCUUAACAUUUGGAGAUAGGAGAGGGAAAAAAUAUUUCUGUAGGGUCCUCUGUGGAGUCUGCAAUGUUUCUCCUGUUCCACUGGAAACCUGUUCACAUUAAAUUAAGUGUACCAGUUGCUUUGUUACAAUAAAUAAAUGUAUACAUGAACAACA
Molecule: messenger RNA, 1992 nt
Organism: Sphaeramia orbicularis (orbiculate cardinalfish)
Lineage: Eukaryota; Metazoa; Chordata; Actinopteri; Kurtiformes; Apogonidae
Gene: setb
Product: SET nuclear proto-oncogene b
Exons: 8
Coding region: 167-985 (272 amino acids)
Biological process (GO): nucleosome assembly
Cellular component (GO): nucleus
Source: RefSeq, a predicted model, not a curated record